Gymnodraco acuticeps is the source of this 4255-nucleotide messenger RNA. It is a transcript of the gene pbxip1b, whose product is annotated as pre-B-cell leukemia homeobox interacting protein 1b. Lineage: Eukaryota; Metazoa; Chordata; Actinopteri; Perciformes; Bathydraconidae. The record is from RefSeq and is a predicted model, not a curated record.
CAGAGGCAAAGCUGUCUGCGAUUGGACGAGAAGGGCAAUCUUUCAAGUUCAUGAGGCACUUUCUAAGUUCGCAGGUUGGAUGGGAAGACUCAGAAGUGUCUGCCGCUGUAUCUGUGACAGACUGUGGGAACUGAAGUAAAUCGACGAACCACGGAGACAGGCACAGCCUCUAGGGGGCCAUGUCUGGCGUCAGCAGUGCUAACAACAGCUGGACCAUCCUCACUCCUGAGGAGACUGUAGCUGAAACCCUGAGGCCUUUAGCGGAGGAGGGGACGGAGCACCAUGAAGGAAGCCUCACAUCUGCAGCAGAUGAAGCAGGUCCUGGGGAGAGCCGGCCUGCGGAGGGUGCAGAGGAGGCAGGGUCAGCGGAGGAGCUCCCUGAGGAGCGCCACCACCUGCUAUCAGAAGACAAAGCAGCAGAGCUAAGUGAAGACACGGGAACAGAGCAGCAGCCCCCCGUGCCCGCCGUCAUCACUGAAGCCCCCCCUCUCAGCUCUCUGGAAGUCUCCGACAGCCUUGUUCCUGGCAGUGAUGAACUCAGCCAAUCAGAGGGCCUCCCAGAGGGCCCGGCAGGGGCCUGCCCUGACCCGGACUCUUUUUCUGACUCCUACACCCACAUAACGCCCUCCCCUGAUGAGCCCCCAGCCUCCCUGCUCAGCACAGAGACUCUGGGAGGGGGGGAGUUAAUAGAGGAAGUGGAGAGGCUCGUACAAGAAGAAACGCUGCACUCGAACUUGAACGGGAAGGAGCUACAAUAUGAAGGGGAGGAGUCUGACCUCUUCCCAAGAACAGCUGACUUAGGGAAACAGGCAGACUCCCCCGGGGAUUCAGAGGUGGGUAAGGAGAGAACUGAGAAGACGGGUGAGGAGCCAGAGCCGGAGGUGAGGAGGAGGAGGUCUCUCUUGGCAGCUCUGGAGCGCAUUGGAAGGGCGGAGGAAGAAGAGGAAGAGUUUCAGCUGCCACGGCAGGACGAUGACAGUGGGUUCUCUGUGAACAAGUGCAUCCUGGGUGCUCUCAUUCUGCUGGGCCUUGGCACCAUCUUUUUAUCAGGUGUCUUCAUGGACCUGGAUGAGGAGAGUGACUAUGGCACAAUGGAGCUGAAAGAUGCAGAAGUACCCGGAAAACAGGAGUGGCUUAAUCCAGAGGUUCCUCCACUCCCAGUUGCUGCUGACAGCACAGAGCUUCUAAAUAAAUUGGACGAAGGGAACCAACAGAUUUCUGUGCUACAAGCCCAACUUCAGGCACAGGGAGAAGAGCUAAAAGUAGCCAAGGGACAAGCAGCAGAGGGAGCAAAGGAGCGGCUGCGCAGAGAGGAGGCGGAGGAGGAAAACAGUAGGUUGAAGAAAGAGAUGGCAUCUCUCCCUGUGCUUCAGAAAGAGAACGAGAGGAUGAAGAGAGAGCUGGAGUCUGGCCCUGCCCUACAGAAAGAGCUAGAAACUCUGAGAUCCACUGUGACUGAAUUAAAACUCCCCACAGCAGCUCCUGUGACGCUCACCACACCGCCCUCUAGUGACAGCACACAGGAAGCAGCUGGAUCCACAGAGAGAAAGCCCACAAAGCCUUGGGAGGACCAGAAGGAGACGAAGAAAGAUGUGAAGAAGGAUACAAAUGAGAUGGGCGAGAAGAAGGAGUGGAAAGAGAAAUCUGAAUGGAAGGAAGGGAAGAAGGAGCUCAAAGAUGGGGGUAAAGCAGAAGGGAAGAAUGAGCUCAAAGAUGGGGGUAAAGCAGAAGGGAAGAAGGAGCUCAAAGAUGGGGGUAAAGCAGAAGGGAAGAAGGAGCUCAAAGAUGGGGGUAAAGCAGAAGGGAAGAAUGAGCUCAAAGAUGGGGGUAAAGCAGAAGGGAAGAAGGAGCUCAAAGAUGGGGGUAAAGCAGAAGGGAAGAAGGGAAAACACGAGCAAGGGAAGUUUGAAAGUGAGAAAGAUAAGGAAGGUAAGCUGAAGAAAGCCAGUGAUGAGACAAAACAAUGGAAGGAGAAAGACUUGAAGAAAGAAAAGUCUGGCAGAGGGGAUGAAGGGAAACCAUGGAAGGAUAAGGCGGAGAAGAAAGAGUGGAAAGGAAAGAGUGAGGGGAAAGACUGGAACAAAGGAAAGCAUGAGAAAGUGAAGGAGGGUAAACAGUGGAGCGGGAAGGAAGAGAAGAAGGAUUGGAAGGUAGGAAAAGACAGAGGAGAGAAGAACAAGGGCAAGGAGGAAUGGAAGAAGGGAGGGAAAGAUGGCUUCAAGGAAAGUGGCAAAGGGAAAUGGGGAAAAGAAGAUCGGGGAGAGAAGAAAGAGUGGGUGAAGAAGGAAAGUGACUGGAGAGGAAAGAACAGCAAAGGAAAGGGUGAAAAUAAAGAGUGGGAGGAGAGGAAACAUCCAGAGAGGAAGGGGAAGGAGGAGAAGGAGUGGAAGAGGAAAGAUGAGAAGAAACAGUGGGAAAAGAAGGAAGAGCCGUGGAAGAGAGAAGGGGAGAAAGACAGGAAACACAAUGGAGAUCGGAAAAAGGACGCAUCAAGCUCCCAGAAACACAAAUCUAACGGUCACAAAAACCACAAGGAAGAGCCUCUGUGGGUGGACAGGAAGCCCCCUCCCACUCACAGCAGACCCUCCCUGGAUCAGCCCGAGUACUGGGAGCAGCAGAGAGACCGCCUCCAGCAGAACCCCAAAGCCACGCAGCAGUGUAGCUCAGUGGAGACCUGCGCCCAGGCGGAGGGGCUGCUGCCCGUCCCCCUGCUCCAGUUCGAGGCCAUCCUCCAAACCUACCUGUCCAGAGCUGAGGAGGCCGGGGUGGCUGCCUCCAAAACAGACGAACUCAGAAAGCUAGCCGCCAAAUUCUUCAAGGAGGGAUUCUUCGUCCACGAGCAGACGAGCUUCACGGAGUUCGUGGAGGAUUUGGAAGAUAUCUUGGAAGACAUGGUGGAAGGAGAUGAGGACGCAGAGGAAGAGCACAGUGACCUAGAGGACAGUGACCUAGAGGACGAAAUGGAGGAGUUCGUAAAAGAAGUCAUAAAGAAGUUUGCAGCGCCCGUGGUGGCUGUGGAGAAAGAGGGGAGGGCCAUAGGGGAGGGGAGGAAGGAGAGAGGACGCGGCUGAUGAUGGGAUGGAUGGAUCUGUCGAAAGUAGCUUAAGAGCAGUCAUGACGGAUGAGAGGGUAUUCAAAGGGAACAUUUGAUAUUGGACCACAAACGCUUACCAGUAUACAUUUAUCAUCCUGUCAGCGUUUUAACAGGACCUUAUUUUACCCUUCUGUUGUCCGAGAAGUUCAACUUAUUAUUCAAUUGCACUGUUUUGGGACGUUUUGUAUUUGACCUACACACACACACACAUUAGUCCCAGUCGCAGAAAGAGAGUGCAUUUACUUAAUGUUUUGGGAUGGACUUGGAUAGAAGACAAGAGGCUACAGAAACAAGUGUAAUGCAAACAUGAUAUAGCCUUCUCGUGCUCUUUCUUCAAAAACUCACAUCUCUUUUAUUUGUGGCUGCAGCUAAUGUUGAAUAUCCGUUGGUGUGAAAGUUAUUUCUACUCCUUCACUUUGCAUAGGGGAAAUCAAACCUGUUGGAUUAGCGUUGAUACUGCUCCUCAUUGACAGCUGCUGUAUAGUCUUAUCACACAACACACCUCUGCACUGAUGUCCUGUUCACUGAACCUACAUGCCCUCUUUGUUUGUAUUGCUUUAGCUUUGCACUUAAUAUUAGAUGAUAUUCAAACCAUCGGUUUUUAGAAAGGGUGAACUGCUGAAAACUGUUUAGUGAAUAUUUAAUGUGAACGUAGAGAAGUCUGUAUUGAUUUAGUUUUGAAUGUUUGUACAUAUUGCAUUAAAUGUGUUUAAGGACUAUGCAGAAUUACAUAGUUAACUUAUUUAUAGAGUUUGGCAUAAUUUAGAUACAAAUAUCUUUGGUUGGCACAUAAGAUAUCAACAUGUUGAGCUUGUUUUGUUUCAGGUACUGAGCUUAUGUCGUGCACUAAGGUUCCUUAAUUAUUGUUUUAUCGGGAAUUUAGCUUUUCUUGAUGAGGUUGGUUGUAGCGCUGAGGUCGUGGGGCAUAGUUUCCCAAAAACGCAUUUAGUACUUGCUAUCUGUUUACACGCUAACUUAUUACAUGUUGCUAAAUUAAAGGUCUAAAGCCACAUGGAGAUCUUCAGAGGGUGUUUGCAGAACCACAUGCUGAGAACUUUGUGGCAGCAUCGAGAACUUUGUAUGUUAGGAUGUUUUCUAUUUGGCCCUGUUACUGUUGCAAGAGCAGAAUAAUAAAUGUGGCGCAUCGCUGGGAUUAAAUAA